Molecule: messenger RNA, 1149 nt
Organism: Fusarium keratoplasticum
Lineage: Eukaryota; Fungi; Ascomycota; Sordariomycetes; Hypocreales; Nectriaceae
Product: T-SNARE coiled-coil-like proteiny domain-containing protein
Exons: 5
Coding region: 1-1149 (382 amino acids)
Biological process (GO): exocytosis; intracellular protein transport; vesicle fusion
Cellular component (GO): SNARE complex; endomembrane system; plasma membrane
Molecular function (GO): SNARE binding; SNAP receptor activity
Source: RefSeq, a predicted model, not a curated record
AUGAGUUACGGAUACGGAAGACAAAAUCCCUACGACUCGCCCGACACGGGCUACAACACUCCUACCGGCGGUUAUGGAAACAAUGGCGGUUAUGGAGGUGGGUACAACAGCCCUCCCGCGCAGAGUGGUUUCGGAGGCAACGUCGAGAUGGAGCCCCUCGCCCACAACGCCAGCUCCUUUGGCCAUGGCGACCCCAACGCCAUCCUGAACGAGUGCCGCGACAUUGACCGCGGCAUCGAUACUGUCGAGAGGAACCUUGAGGAGCUCCGUCACAUCCAGCAGCGAACACUCGAUGACGCCGACAGCUCGGCAUCGAGCGCCGCCAACCAGCAGCUCGAUGCCCUCUCUGCCGACACCAUGAGCCUCUACCGCGGCCUCACAGAACGCGUCCGCGUCGUGAAGUCCAACCCUGAGGCCCAGUCAGCCAAGAACAACCCCCACGUCACCCGUAUCGACCGCCGUCUCAAGUCCGCCAUCCAGCAGUACCAGCAGGUUGAGUCGCAGUUCCGAAAGCGCACCCAGGACCAGAUGGCUCGCCAGUACCGUAUUGUUCGCCCCGAUGCCAGCGAAGCUGAGGUUCAGGCCGCCGUCGAGGAUACCACUGGUGGCCAGGUUUUCCAGCAGGCCCUUAUGCAGAGCGACCGCCAGGGCCGCGCCCGUGCCGCUCUCAGCGCUGUCCAGGAUCGUCACGCCGCCCUUGUCAAGAUUGAGCAGCAGAUGGUCGAGCUCGCCCAGUUGUUCCAGGACAUGGACACCUUGGUCGUCCAGCAGGAGGUUGCCGUCACCCAGAUUGAGCAGAAGGCCGAGGAGGUCGUCGAGAACCUCGAUAAGGGUAACGAGGAGAUUGGCGUCGCCGUCAACACGGCCCGCAAGACUCGCAAGAAGAAGUGGAUCUGCCUGGGUAUCUGUGUGGCAAUCAUUGUCGUCAUCGUCAUCAUCGUGCUCAUCUACAUCUUUGUCAUCAAGGGCCAGAACAACGACAACAAGAAGCGAAGCCUCGUCGACGACAUCAACCGCACUCUACCCGCCAUCAACGCUAUCAGCAGGCGAUCUCGCAUCAUGGGCCGAAGCGCAGACGACAGCGAAGCUUCCGCCCUCCUUGACCAGCUCACCAAGGGGCGCAUGCACCUCCCUUCAAUCCCGAAAUAG